Dentiscutata erythropus is the source of this 627-nucleotide messenger RNA. Lineage: Eukaryota; Fungi; Glomeromycota; Glomeromycetes; Diversisporales; Gigasporaceae. The record is from the annotation of a GenBank genome assembly.
AUGCCCGGUGCUGCAAGGAAUUUGGCAGAAGAGUGGAUCUCUGAUUGCUAUGUGCAUCAAAGGGAAAGCUUACGUGGUUCAAAAACUUACAAGGUUCCUCGUCGUCCAUUUGAAAAGGAACGAAUUGAUCAGGAACUCCGUUUAAUCGGCGAAUUUGGUCUUCGAAACAAACGUGAAAUCUGGCGCGUAGCUUAUACACUUUCAAAUAUUCGUCGUGCAGCACGUGAAUUGCUCACAUUAGAUGAUAAAGAUCCUCGCCGACUUUUCGAAGGAAAUGCUUUGAUCCGAAGACUUGUUAGAAUUGGUGUCUUGGAUGAGACUAAAAUGAAACUUGAUUAUGUCUUGGCUUUGAAAAUUGAAGAUUUCUUGGAACGAAGGUUACAAACUCAAGUUUUUAAACUGGGUUUGGCCAAAUCAAUUCAUCAUGCUCGUGUUCUCAUUAGGCAACGUCAUAUUCGUGUUGGAAAACAAAUAGUUGAUAUUCCAAGUUUUAUUGUUCGCCUUGACUCUCAGAAGCAUAUUGAUUUUGCCCUUACCUCACCUUAUGGUGGUGGUCGCCCUGGCCGUGUAAGAAGAAAACGUCAACGAAGCGCUACUAAAGGUGACGAAGAGGAAGAAGACGUAUAA